AUGCAUUCAACACUGGUGCGCAUACAAAAUGCCUUUGGCUUCUUCACCACGGUAGCCUUCUCCGUCGCGGCCGUCAUCGCGCUGUCAACCUUCAUCCAUCCACAAGUACCCAAGGCCACGGUGGGGUUGCGGAAUGUACAGGUGGUACGAGGGAGACCGCACUACUACAGCUACAAGAAGGAGGAGUACGCGCAUAUAAAAUUCGACUUGGACACUGAUCUGUCCACUCUCUUCAACUGGAACACCAAGCAGGUUUUCCUGUACCUAAAAGCCGUCUAUCCCUCUACUAAAGCUGGUGAGCCCGACUCCGAAGCCAUCAUCUGGGACGCCAUUCUCCCAGGCGCCGCCGCUCCCUGGCACCAGAACCACUACAUCCACCCGACCCCUAAGGGCACCAAGAAGCCUAAGAAUUCCAAGAACUCUCAAGCGAAAUCGCACAUGCCCGCCGGCAUCAUCAAGCUCGACAACCAGCGCCCAAAGUACCAGAUCACCGAUAUAUCAGGGAAGCUGCAGAACAGGACGGAUGCGAGGCUGGAGCUAGGCUGGAACGUGCAGCCUUGGGUCGGCGCGCUGUUGUGGGAGAACUGGAACGACUAUGGCAUGUGGAAGGGGUUGCAAGGUGGGAAGAGCGAGCUUUUCGAUUUCCCUGCGAUUGGCGCCAAAAGCGCGAAGAAGGAGAAGCUAGAUGUAGAGAAGGGAAAGGAAGGCCAUCGCUUGAUGGCUGGCCAGGAGCAGCCCAGGAAGAGCAACUGA
Paraphaeosphaeria sporulosa is the source of this 753-nucleotide messenger RNA. RefSeq names its product signal peptidase 22 kDa subunit. NCBI's taxonomy places the organism in Eukaryota, Fungi, Ascomycota, Dothideomycetes, Pleosporales, Didymosphaeriaceae. Bases 1 to 753 code for a protein of 250 amino acids. Gene Ontology annotation, cellular component: signal peptidase complex; membrane. Gene Ontology annotation, biological process: protein targeting to ER. The transcript is spliced from 2 exons. The record is from RefSeq and is a predicted model, not a curated record.